Biomphalaria glabrata is the source of this 656-nucleotide messenger RNA. RefSeq lists its product as uncharacterized. The transcript is spliced from 4 exons. NCBI's taxonomy places the organism in Eukaryota, Metazoa, Mollusca, Gastropoda, Planorbidae. The record is from RefSeq and is a predicted model, not a curated record. The coding region runs from base 118 to 531 and encodes 137 amino acids. Gene Ontology annotation, molecular function: calcium ion binding.
UCAGACAUGGCAGAUAAUGUUCUCAUAUUUUAAUUUAUACAAAAUAUAUAAAUAUGGACUUGUAUAACGUCAUGAAUUAUUUAAUUGUAGUCUCCCUUUAACUGUUACACAAGUAAAAUGUAUUUGAUCAUUGGUUUUCUUUGUCUACUUCCUUAUUUGACCAACGGUCAAGUCGAUCUUCAGUCAAUCGCUAAUGGAGAGUUUAAAAGAAUAGACGCCAACAAUGAUGGACACAUCGAGAAAGAAGAAAUCUCACAGUCUUUCCAAGCCUUUGAUAAUAACCAUGACAACAAAAUUACCAGGCACGAGUAUGAUUCAGGGGUCAACAACCUGCACCCAAACGACCCAUUCGCCGUCCACGUACUGACCGCUCUUUUCGUAGAGCUGGACUCCAACAACGACAAACAUCUGGACGACGCAGACUACGACAAAUUCUUCACCAACGCUGACACCGACAAGAACAACCUGGUCACCAGUGAGGAGUUUAUCAGCUGGUUUCAAAACGCAGAAGGACUUCCUAUUGUUGGAUAGUUAAAGUUACUCAAGAUAGAGAUCCAGGAGUAAACUACCGCAAGGGGGCUUGGUGAAUGAUACAUGACUACCUUUGUUAAAUUUUAUUUAAUAAAAUACAAAGUAUUUUUAUACAUAAUAUUUUU